AUAGGGCAAUACAGGCAAAUCCAGGUUGGUUGAAAUACAAGAAGUAUGGACUAAACAAUUGGCCAGAUUUGAGCAUGGUAUUUGGGGAUGCAUAUGCUACAGGUAACUUAGGGGUUGCCAGUGCUCAAGAUUUUGAUGACAUCGAAGCUGUUAAUACAGUUGAUAUUGAGCAAUUCUCUCACUCCCCCAGUACCCCGGUGCAUAUAAGCAUGAAUGACCCCUUCCAUGAGGAUACUCAUACUCCAACUCAGACCACCACAAAACGAAGUCUUGAUAGGACACCUACGGGACGAAGAAAAAAGAGCGCCAAUAAGGGAGAUAGACACGUGAAGGACUUGUAUGGGCAGUAUUUAUCCAUGAAAAUUGAGAAAGCAUCCAGUACUUCUGUAACAUCUCCUGUUCGUGGUGGGGUAGGUGCAUCUUGUCCUCGAGAUUUCAGUGUGAGUGCAUGUGAGGCGGUGAUAUCCUCCAUACAGGAUAUAUCAAAGGAGAUAUAUUUGAAGGCCACCAGUCGUAUGUGUACUGAUCCUAGUUGGAGGGAGUUGUUUGUCUGUGCAGAGCCUGCGAAGAGGAUUUGGCUUUUAGAUGCGUUGGAUUAGUUGAUGUUGUGUUUGAAUGCUACUUUUGAUAAUUUUGGAUUCAAGACUCUACAUUUGGUGUGUGUAA
Molecule: messenger RNA, 666 nt
Organism: Macadamia integrifolia
Lineage: Eukaryota; Viridiplantae; Streptophyta; Magnoliopsida; Proteales; Proteaceae
Exons: 2
Coding region: 75-599 (174 amino acids)
Source: RefSeq, a predicted model, not a curated record